AUAUAUAUAUAUAUAUAAAAAAUCUACAGAAGUGUUAAAGCUUUUGCGUUAGCCUUAAAUCGGUUAACAAAAAUAUAGAAGUGGCAGCGAGAAGCUCCACAAACUUUAUGGGAAAUUGUGAGAAAUACACAAUAUAAUACCGUAUAGUUCUGGUUCAGGUGUUUCAGAGGGCGUGAAGAAGACGGCGGGUCGCAAGGUUGAACCCAACUAUUACCAAAACUGUUCUAAUUAAAGGGCCAAUGGUUUCUAUUUAUUGAAAGCAAGAUCUCCACUAGUGUUUUCCCUUGAAUGUAUCCACAAGGAUCCUGCCAAGACAGAUCAUUCCAAAGGUCGCAAAGCACAUCAGGAUUUCAGGGCAUUGAUUUCAGACCUCUUUUGCGUCAUGCUGUAGACUGUGUAAGAAAGGAUUCCUAUUCAGUUGUAUUUCCACGCUUUACCACUAGAGGCAGACAAACAGUUUACCAAGCAUGACAAUUUACCUAUGACAUCACAGUGCACCGUUCUCCAUCAAGAGUAUAAAAGGCCAGAACAGCGAGCAGCAGUCAGCAUUAACCAGUGGCUGUUCGACAUUGUGCAAUCUGUCAUUCAGCAGUCGCCUUUCAGCAUACAUUCAGCAUCACGCAACCUACCGAACAGCAGCUAACAGAAGACAGCAAGAAUCACCUCAUAUAUGAUUAAUUCUCUAUCCAGUUAAGUUGAGUGUUCUGAAUCCUGUACCGUGUUUUUAGUGACACGCUGACUAAGACCAUGAGCAUUGGGGGGACCAAGCUUCAGUUGGUCACUGGCCAGAUGAAGAAAUCAGUGCCAGUAUGUCGUUUGCUUUCAGGGAGGAGGAUUAUUGUACCACUUUUGGUUUUGGGCUUGAUUUUAGCUGGCAUAAAAAAAACUCCUAUAUUCAAUACUAAUACAAAACCUGUCAUGGUUUAUGUAGAUCCCCAUCAUCGAGAGCGUGUCCAUUCCUUUGUCAGAAAUGUGUUAGCCAGAGAAUGCAGACCAUCUUUUACAAGAAGGAAGAUGGAGCAAAUGUAUAUUAAUUCAGUGCCUGUGGCAGAGCCCUUCUUACAAAAAAACAGCAAUUUAGCAGAACAAAUAUUUGAGUAUUCACCACCAUUUGGUUUUCGGAACCUGCAACACAAGCUAAAAAAAGUCCUGGAUCUCAUACCCAUUUCAUUGCCAGAGAAUACUCGAGGGCAUGAGUGCCGUCGAUGUGUUGUGGUUGGCAAUGGAGGAAUACUUAGAGGACUGGAGAUUGGACCUCUCCUGGACCAGUUCAAUGUAAUCAUAAGACUUAAUAGUGGCCCAGUGAGAGACUUCAGUAGAGAUGUGGGAAACCGCACAACUAUCAGGAUGAGUUAUCCUGAAGGCAGCCCAAAAAUAUGGGAAGAUGUGGACCCCCAGCUUCACUUUGUAGCUGUUAUUUACAAAUCUGUUGAUUUCAACUGGCUUUAUGCAAUGGUCUCAAGAACAACAAUAUCACUCUGGGACAAGCUGUUUUUCUGGCAGAAGGUACCUAAUAGCAUUCCAGUAGAUCCUUCAAAGUUUCUUAUUCUGAAUCCUGAGAUCAUCAGGGAGACAGCUUUGAAUCUCCAAUACCCAAUUCCAAAACCUCGAUACUGGGGCUGGGAUCAGAACAUUCCAACUUUAGGAGUAUCCGCUGUUAACCUGGCAACCUAUUUGUGUGAUGAAGUCAGUCUAGCAGGCUUUGGCUACAACCUUAGCCAAAAGGAGACACCACUGCACUACUAUGACAACCUACCCAUGUCUGCAAUGCUGAAGCAACACAUGCACAACGUAGACCAAGAGACAGUUUUUCUCCAGAGACUGGUUGCAAAUGGCAGCAUUUUGGACCUUACAGGGGGGGUACAUUGUAGUUUCUGUUCAAAAUAAUUCUCUACGCUAUUGUUUUAAAUAUUUUGAUGACUAAAAGUCAGGACUCAGUAUUUUCAUUGUAUUUGUUACAUGUUACAUUUUGCAUAGUAUUUUACAUACACAUCAUACACAGCUGUCAAAGUUCAUUAUGAUACACUAAUGGCAACAGUAUGUGUGUGUGUAUAUAUAUAUAUAUAUAUAUAUAUAUAUAUAU
This is a messenger RNA of Silurus meridionalis, 2083 nucleotides long. RefSeq names its product ST3 beta-galactoside alpha-2,3-sialyltransferase 5 (gene st3gal5). The transcript is spliced from 7 exons. Gene Ontology annotation, molecular function: lactosylceramide alpha-2,3-sialyltransferase activity. The coding region runs from base 748 to 1887 and encodes 379 amino acids. The record is from RefSeq and is a predicted model, not a curated record. NCBI's taxonomy places the organism in Eukaryota, Metazoa, Chordata, Actinopteri, Siluriformes, Siluridae.